GGUGGGGAUGGGGACGCCGGAGCGGGGCGGUCGAGGCAGCUGGUGCUGCUGACCGCACACCCAGAGCCUGGAACCGGCGGCGGCAGAACCCGGGGCAGUGUAUCUUCUAAUCUGAAAAAGUCUUCCACAAAAGGCUUCACCUUUUAAAAAUAAGUAAUGCCAUCUGUUUUCCUAAAAGACUGAAAUGGGGGCCAAUGUUUUGAGAGCCACAUGGUUAUGAAUGUGCUUCAAUUUCAUAAUGCCUCCUGCUAUGGCAGACAUCCUUGACAUCUGGGCAGUGGAUUCACAGAUUGCAUCUGAUGGCUCUAUACCUGUGGAUUUCCUUUUGCCCACUGGUAUAUAUAUCCAGUUGGAGGUACCUCGAGAAGCUACCAUUUCUCAUAUUAAGCAGAUGUUAUGGAAACAAGUUCACAGUUACCCGAUGUUUAACCUCCUUAUGGAAAUUGACUCCUAUAUGUUUGCAUGUGUGAAUCAAACUGCUGUAUAUGAGGAACUAGAAGAUGAAACAAGAAGACUCUGUGAUGUCAGACCUUUUCUUCCAGUUCUCAAACUAGUGACAAGAACUUGUGAUCCAGGGGAAAAAUUAGAUUCAAAAAUUGGAGUCCUUAUAGGAAAAGGUCUGCAUGAAUUUGAUGCCUUGAAGGAUCCUGAAGUGAAUGAAUUCCGAAGAAAAAUGCGCAAAUUCAGUGAGGAAAAGAUUCAGUCACUUGUGGGAUUGUCUUGGAUGGACUGGCUAAAGCAAACAUACCCACCGGAGCAUGAACCAUCCAUCCUUGAAAACUUAGAAGAUAAACUUUAUGGAGGAAAGCUCAUUGUGGCUGUUCACUUUGAAAAUUGUCAGGAUGUGUUUAGUUUUCAAGUUUCUCCCAAUAUGAAUCCUAUCAAAAUAAAUGAAUUGGCAAUUCAAAAACGUUUGACUAUUCAUGGGAAAGAAGAUGAAGUUAGCCCUUAUGACUAUGUAUUGCAAGUCAGUGGGAGAGUAGAGUAUGUGUUUGGUGACCAUCCACUAAUUCAGUUCCAGUAUAUCCAAAAAUGUGUAAUGAACAGGACUCUGCCACACUUUACACUUGUGGAAUGCUGCAAGAUCAAGAAGAUGUAUGAACAGGAAAUGAUUGCCAUAGAGGCUGCUAUAAAUCGAAAUUCAUCUAACCUUCCUCUUCCUUUACCACCAAAGAAAACACGAAUUAUUUCUCAUGUUUGGGAAAAUAAUCACCCUUUCCAAAUUGUCUUGGUUAAGGGAAAUAAACUUAACACAGAAGAAACUGUAAAAGUUCACGUCAGGGCUGGUCUCUUUCAUGGUACUGAGCUCCUUUGUAAAACUGUUGUAAGCUCAGAAAUAUCAGGAAAAAAUGAUCACAUUUGGAAUGAAUCACUGGAAUUUGAUAUUAAUAUUUGUGACCUGCCAAGGAUGGCUCGAUUAUGUUUUGCUGUUUAUGCAGUUUUGGAUAAAGUGAAAACGAAGAAGUCAACUAAAACUAUUAAUCCCUCUAAAUAUCAGACCAUCAGGAAAGCUGGAAAAGUGCAUUAUCCUGUAGCAUGGGUAAAUACGAUGAUUUUUGACUUUAAAGGACAGCUGAGAUCUGGAGAUAUAAUAUUGCACAGCUGGUCUUCAUUUCCUGAUGAACUUGAAGAAAUGUUGAAUCCAAUGGGAACCGUUCAAACAAAUCCAUAUACCGAAAAUGCAACAGCUUUGCAUAUUAAAUUCCCGGAGAAUAAAAGGCAACCUUAUUAUUAUCCUCCCUUUGAUAAGAUUAUUGAAAAGGCAGCUGAGAUUGCAAGCAGUGAUAGUGCUAAUGUAUCAAGUCGAGGUGGAAAAAGGUUUCUUGCCGUACUGAAAGAAAUCUUGGACAGGGAUCCCUUAUCUCAACUGUGUGAGAAUGAAAUGGAUCUUAUUUGGACUUUGCGACAAGAUUGCAGAGAGAAUUUUCCACAGUCACUGCCAAAAUUACUGCUGUCUAUCAAGUGGAAUAAACUUGAGGAUGUUGCUCAGCUUCAGGCGCUUCUUCAGAUAUGGCCUAAACUGCCCCCUCGGGAAGCCCUGGAGCUUCUGGAUUUCAACUAUCCGGACCAGUACGUGCGGGAAUAUGCUGUGGGCUGCCUGCAACAGAUGAGUGAUGAAGAACUCUCUCAAUAUCUUUUACAACUGGUACAAGUUUUAAAAUAUGAGCCUUUUCUUGAUUGUGCCCUUUCUCGAUUCCUAUUAGAAAGAGCACUUGCUAAUCGGAGGAUAGGGCAGUUUCUAUUUUGGCAUCUUAGGUCAGAAGUGCACAUUCCUGCUGUCUCAGUUCAAUUUGGUGUCAUCCUUGAAGCAUACUGCCGGGGAAGUGUAGGACACAUGAAAGUACUUUCCAAGCAGGUUGAAGCACUCAAUAAGUUAAAAACUUUAAAUAGUUUAAUCAAACUGAAUGCAAUGAAGCUGAACAGAACCAAAGGGAAGGAGGCCAUGCACACCUGUCUGAAACAGAAUGCUUACCGGGAAGCUCUCUCUGAUCUGCAGUCACCUCUGAACCCUUGUGUCAUCCUCUCAGAACUCCAUGUUGAAAAGUGCAAAUACAUGGAUUCCAAAAUGAAGCCUUUGUGGCUGGUGUAUAAUAAUAAGGUGUUUGGUGAGGAUUCAGUUGGAGUGAUUUUUAAAAAUGGAGAUGUAUGUUGUCUCUUAGACUUACGACAGGAUAUGUUGACACUCCAAAUGCUGCGCUUGAUGGAUUUACUCUGGAAAGAAGCUGGUCUGGAUCUUCGGAUGCUACCUUACGGCUGUUUAGCAACAGGAGAUCGAUCUGGCCUCAUUGAGGUUGUGAGCACCUCUGAAACAAUUGCCGAUAUUCAGCUGAACAGUAGCAACGUGGCUGCUGCAGCAGCCUUCAACAAAGACGCCCUUCUGAACUGGCUUAAAGGAUACAAUUCUGGGGAUGACCUUGACCGAGCCAUUGAGGAAUUUACUCUGUCCUGUGCCGGCUACUGUGUAGCUUCUUAUGUACUUGGGAUUGGUGACAGACAUAGUGACAACAUCAUGGUCAAGAAAACUGGGCAGCUCUUCCACAUUGACUUUGGACAUAUUCUGGGAAACUUCAAGUCUAAAUUUGGCAUUAAAAGGGAGCGAGUGCCUUUUAUUCUUACCUAUGAUUUCAUUCAUGUCAUUCAACAAGGAAAAACAGGGAACACAGAAAAGUUUGGCCGUUUCCGCCAGUGUUGUGAGGAUGCAUAUCUGAUUUUACGACGACAUGGGAAUCUCUUCAUCACUCUGUUUGCACUGAUGUUGACUGCAGGGCUUCCUGAGCUCACAUCAGUCAAGGAUAUACAGUAUCUCAAGGACUCUCUUGCCUUAGGGAAGAGUGAAGAAGAAGCACUCAAACAAUUUAAGCAAAAAUUUGAUGAGGCGCUCAGGGAAAGCUGGACUACUAAAGUGAACUGGAUGGCCCACACAGUUCGGAAAGAUUACAGGUCUUAAUGAUCAGCCUUUGCUCCUAAUGUAUUUGUUGGUUUCAUUGAGUUUUCAUUUUGCACUUGCACUAAAUUGAAGAUGAUUCUGCCAGAGAUGUUAUAAAGGGAAUGAAAUUCUGGAACUCAGAAUUAAAGUAAGAACAAGGCAUCCCACCGAAACUAACUUGAACAAUCCCUGAUGACCACCUCUGCUUUUUGAAUGCUUGACCAAAACUCGUAAUGAAAACUGUCAACAUUAUGGAUAAUCAUUUCCUGCAGACUUUGCACGCCAAGGAAUGCUACUAGAGAUGUUUUCUCUCUCUUUUUUUAAUGUGUUUGGUACUUUUACAGAAAGGUGUAAAUACUUUUUUUCAAUAUUGUGAGCAAGUGUGUUUUCAUUCAGCCAACGUAUCCACACCUUGGGGCUGGUGGCUGUUCUUACUUUCCAAAUGAGGCUUAAAAGAAGGUAUCUUUCUUCCCUUUUAAAAUUAUGUAAAUUAAAAAUUAUGAUAUAAUUUGAAAGUAUGAUUUUUUCAAAAGAAAUAUUUUAAACCUGUGAAAACUUGUUCAUUCUUUUGUUAAUAUUUAUCUUCCAUGAUAGCAUCAUUCCUUCCAUACUUGCUGAAAAUCUAUUGGUGAGGCAAAUAUUAUAUAUAUAUAUAUAAUAUAUGCUGCAUAUAUAUUUAUAAAAUUUCUUGUGGGAGUUCUAUAUAAAAAGAUAUUUCUUUGGUUUUUUUUUUCCCCAGCCUGAGUUUUAAAAUUUUACAGAAAGCAGAGCUUUUUCUUAAGUUAAUUUUCACUUAACUGUGUGAUCCAAUUCUUCCAGCUGCUUCUGUAAUGAGGCACAUAUUAAUACAGUUUUUACAUGGUAUCUAUGAAAGAGUUUGCUUCAUCAAGCAUAAUACUUGAGCAAAUCCAUCCAAGAAAGAAAGCAAAUGAAAAGAGAACUGUUCUAUUUAUGGAAUAAACUCCAGACCUAAAAUUCAGUAUUUUAUUGAAACGACAGCUGUUCUUACUGUAUUUAUUAAAACUUGUAGUAAUGUGAUUUUCAAGGAUGGUCAUUCAAAUUGAAAUGGUUUCAUGCCAUACAGGAUUCUUUAAUUUAUUUGUUAAGGUACCAUAUCUUUAGGGUGCUAGAUGGCAAAUAGUAUUAAUAUGUGCAAUAGGAACUACUGGUUUGAAUGCAUAAAUGGGUGCUUUCUCUGAAAACUGGCAACAUCCAGAAAAACUACUGCUUAUUCUCCAAAGAAUAUUGGGAGCUCUUAAUCUUCAAUAACAUGGGAAAGAGAACUGAAUAUUUGCCCUGUGACUGGGUUUUCUAUAGGAAUUUCAUUAAAGAUUGUUUAAUUUUGUCGUCUUC
This is a messenger RNA of Choloepus didactylus (southern two-toed sloth), 4780 nucleotides long. It is a transcript of the gene PIK3CB, whose product is annotated as phosphatidylinositol-4,5-bisphosphate 3-kinase catalytic subunit beta. The coding region runs from base 221 to 3448 and encodes 1075 amino acids. The record is from RefSeq and is a predicted model, not a curated record. The transcript has 24 exons. Gene Ontology annotation, biological process: phosphatidylinositol-mediated signaling; cell migration; phosphatidylinositol 3-kinase/protein kinase B signal transduction. Gene Ontology annotation, molecular function: 1-phosphatidylinositol-3-kinase activity; 1-phosphatidylinositol-4-phosphate 3-kinase activity. Gene Ontology annotation, cellular component: phosphatidylinositol 3-kinase complex; plasma membrane; cytoplasm. Lineage: Eukaryota; Metazoa; Chordata; Mammalia; Pilosa; Megalonychidae.